Symbiodinium pilosum is the source of this 945-nucleotide messenger RNA. NCBI's taxonomy places the organism in Eukaryota, Dinophyceae, Suessiales, Symbiodiniaceae. The record is from the annotation of a GenBank genome assembly.
AUGACGUGCGUGGUCACUGAGUUUGAUUGCGGGCACGCAGGUGCAAUCCUCGACACCCAGCUUGAUGACUUGUGCUUGAGAUUGGCCACAGCGUCCUCCGACGGCUUGGUGAAGCUGUGGAAUGUUGAAAAUGCCGAGGACCCCAGCUUGAUCUGUGAUCUGGCUGCCCAUGCUGGUGCCGUGAACCAGGUGUCUUGGGCCCCUGUUGGAACGGGUGCUGGUGCCCUGCUGGUUUCUGCUGGCGCUGAUGGCCGUGUCUUUCUCUGGGGCCCUUGCCAAGACCUGCAGAGGUGGCAAGUUGUUCACGAAGAGGACCUCAGCAGACAUGGUGAGGUCACAGCUGUAUCCUGGGCUCCGCUUGGCAUGGGUGCAGCCUAUGCAUGUGCGUUGUCAGACGGCAACAUCUCCGUGACCAUUCACCAGGGAACAGUACGUUCAGGUGAGACAGAUGUUUCACAUAGAUGGCAAUCUGAGACUUUUGCCGUGCACAAGGGCAAGGUGAAUGCUGUGUCAUGGUCCACAGCGGUGGACCCCCACAAGAAAGGGAGCCUCGCAGGAGCUUGCCUGGCCACUGCAGGGGAGGAUGGCCUGCGCGUAUGGCACAUCCAGGAGGUUCAUGGCCGCGUGCGGGAGGAGGAGCUCGAGCACUCCGAGCUGAAGGAGCCGGUCCGUGAUGUGGCCUGGAAACCGUGGGACGGCUGCGGCGAUGUGCUCGCGUUUGCAAAGGGAAAGCAGGUCGGCUUCCUUCGACAUGAGUCCGACUCUUCGGGGUGGACAUUGGAGCAGCCGGUUAAGCUCGACGAGGAGGUUUGGAAGCUCGAGUGGCAGCCCAUGGGAAGCCAGCUGGUGGCUACCUGCGGCGAGAAGGAAUAUCGGAGCCUGCUCCUGAAGCAGCAACUUUGCGGUAAAUGGGAUGUCAUCGACGUCAGCGGAGCGACUGCGUGA